AUGAUAAUAUAUAUUGUUUUUAUUAUGAGCGUUAUUUUUGUAAUUAGUCUUGUGGGAGUUUCUUCGAAACCUUCACCUAUUUAUGGGGGCUUAGGGUUGAUUGUGAGUGGUGCUAUAGGGUGUGGAAUUGUUUUUAGUUUUGGGGGUUCGUUUUUAGGUUUAAUAGUGUUUUUAAUUUAUUUGGGAGGGAUGGUGGUUGUAUUUGGUUAUACAGCAGCUAUGGCCACUGAACAAUAUCCUGAGGCUUGGGUCUCUAAUAAAGUUGUGUUAGGGGGCUUUCUUUUGGGUUUAGUUGUGGAGUUUUUAGUGGUGUUGUAUAUUUUAUGAGGUGAAAAAACAAGUUUUGUGUUUGAGUUUAAUGGGUUGGGGGAUUGAGUUGUUUAUGAUGUAGGAGAGUCUGGGGUUUUUAGUGAGGAGAUUACAGGGAUUGCUGCUUUGUACAGUUAUGGUACUUGGUUAGUUGUUGUUACUGGCUGAUCAUUGUUUAUUGGUGUUGUGGUUAUUAUAGAGAUUACUCGAGGUAGUUAA
Molecule: messenger RNA, 528 nt
Organism: Delphinapterus leucas (beluga whale)
Lineage: Eukaryota; Metazoa; Chordata; Mammalia; Artiodactyla; Monodontidae
Source: the annotation of a RefSeq genome assembly